This is a messenger RNA of Camellia sinensis, 633 nucleotides long. The record is from RefSeq and is a predicted model, not a curated record. NCBI's taxonomy places the organism in Eukaryota, Viridiplantae, Streptophyta, Magnoliopsida, Ericales, Theaceae.
AUGUGUCUGUGGGGAUUGUUGUUGUGGGGGUCCUUUAUGAUUUAUGCUCUCGAACUCACACCAAUAAUGCUCUUUUUAAACCGUAACAAUGGCGAACCAAAUGUCGACUUUCACUCAUCCAACAAUGGCGACACCAACAAUGCUCACAAAAACCACCUUCUCAACGAAGAAAUCAACAACACAUGUUCCACUCCCUAUGUCUCCGCACCUUCAAGCCCCGAUCGUGGCUGGCCCAUCGUCGGCUACUUCUCCAAUGCUCUUGCAAGUCCUAUGCACUAUGUGUUAUCCACCGCUCCUAGGUCUGAUUCUUUCUUGUCAACUGAGUCUGGCUCGUUCGAGUUCAAAUUUUCUUUUGAGUUCUCAUCGAGUGGUAUGAGUUCGGCCGACAAGUUAUUCUUGAACGGUCAGAUCUGGUUGAUGUCACCACUACGAGCAGCACAGUUCCAAUGGCAAGAACAUGAAGAAAAUGAGGCCUCUCAUCAUCAUUAUCAUCAUCGCAUUCUGGAGUUGGAGGAUUCUGAGAACAAAGAAGCUGAAACUCCGUCAAUCGAGACAACACCGUCAGGCUCUGCUUUGUCUUCAAGCUCUUCACCGUCUGGAAGGAACUCGAAGAUCUAUCGUCCCGAAAAUUAG